AUGGAAGAUAAUAAUGGAUUGGAAUCUCUUUAUGCUGAAUUAUUUGGUUAUGAAAGUGAUCAAAUAGAAAUAAUUGAAAACACAGUAGAAACUAUUGAUUUGGAUAAUUAUAUUGUGAGUUCAAAUAACAUGAACAUCAAGUUAGAACCAAACGAGGGAGUUAUUGAAGUGAACAACAGAAGCAAUACACCAUCUAAUAAUGACAUGCCAAUAAAUAGAAAUUCACCAGAUAUAUUUGAAGGAAAUAUUGAUGAAAAUAUAACCGAUGGAAAUAUAACGUGCGUCCAAACUGUAAACAACAACAACAACAAUUCUAUAUUAAAAACUAAAGCACAAAGAAAAUGUUUCGGCAAAAAUGCUACUUUUUCCAAAAAUAAAAAACUUCAAAAAAAUCUGUUAUCUGAAAAUGAUCGCACCAAUAAAGAACUUCGAGAACAUGGAGAAAACUAUAAAGGCUGGAGUAUGAAGAAACGUGGCAAAAUGCGUAGUAGUAAAAUCUUAGGACCACAUCUCAAAAAUGUGCGGCCUCCAAAAAAUUUAAAUGUAACCAGAUAA
Messenger RNA from Condylostylus longicornis, 555 nucleotides. RefSeq names its product GATA zinc finger domain-containing protein 24-like. The transcript has 2 exons. NCBI's taxonomy places the organism in Eukaryota, Metazoa, Arthropoda, Insecta, Diptera, Dolichopodidae. Bases 1 to 555 code for a protein of 184 amino acids. The record is from RefSeq and is a predicted model, not a curated record.